Messenger RNA from Pestalotiopsis fici W106-1, 1635 nucleotides. RefSeq lists its product as uncharacterized. NCBI's taxonomy places the organism in Eukaryota, Fungi, Ascomycota, Sordariomycetes, Amphisphaeriales, Sporocadaceae. The record is from RefSeq and is a predicted model, not a curated record. Gene Ontology annotation, molecular function: hydrolase activity, acting on carbon-nitrogen (but not peptide) bonds. Gene Ontology annotation, biological process: carbohydrate metabolic process. The transcript has a single exon. Bases 1 to 1635 code for a protein of 544 amino acids.
AUGGGUUCAGUCGAGACCAUAUCCACCAGCAUUAUACCUGCCCGCAAGGCCGUUGCGGUCUCUAUCAAAGCAGGCCAGAGUAUCAAGGUCAUCAAUACCUUUGGCAAGCAGGUGGUCGACUUUUGGGCAUUCAACCCUCAUGAUGGCCACGACUAUUUGUCCAUGGUUCAUACUCGAACUGUGUUGCUCAGCGUCGCCCUUCGCAAGGGUGAUCUGCUUUACAGUACGCGGCGGAAGCCCAUGCUCAAAUUAGUCGAAGACACUACGCGCGGCGUCCAUGACAUGAUCUGGUCUGCCUGCGACAGUGAGCGGUACCGAAUGCAAGGAUUCGAAGGGUACCAUGACAAUUGUACGGAUAAUAUGCACGCGGCCAUUCACGACAAUUUCCCAGCUUUCCAGAUAGCCGACGACUGGGUGCCCGACCCUCUCAAUCUAUUUAUGAAUGUUGCCAUUGAUCAUCACGGCGGUCUCGAUAUUCGCCCCCCAACCAGCGAGAAGGGGCAGUACGUCAUUCUGGAGGCUCAGGUUGACCUCAUGCUUGUGAUGAGCUCCUGCCCUCAAGACUUGGCCCCCGUAAACGCCGGCCAGCCAGCCGACUGCGCUUACGAGAUUCUCAAUGGCUCUACUGCGCAGGGCCUGCUCGAGGCGCCGCAAGACAUUCCUAUGACCUUGGUCACAAGCUUUCAAAGGCCAAAGGUCAAGGUCUGUCUGUCAUUUGAUUUUGAUGCCGUGUCGCAUUGGCUUGGUACCGGCUGUCAUCCUGACAACAACAUGGCCGACUACAGCUCGGGCAUCUUUGCUGGGCAAGUUGGUGCGAUCCGCUUGCUGAAUAUGCUCAAAAAGAAAAACAUUGCAGACAAGGUGACAUGGUUCAUUCCCGGCCAUACAAUCGAAACCUUCCCCACGUCCGUGCAAACGGUAGCGGAAUCCGGUGCCGAAAUUGGUCUACAUGGCUAUGCACAUGAAGGGAUCUAUCAGAUGACGCCCGAGCAGGAGCGCGACGUGCUCAUCAAGUGUAUCGAAGUGGCCACCAAGCUGGUGGGCAAGAAGCCUCGUGGAUAUCGAGCACCAAUGUACACGAUCCGCGAAACCACGGUCAAGCUACUGCGAGAACAUGGAUUCCUCUACGACACGUCCCUCAUGCAUCACGAUUCCCAGCCGUACUGGACGCCGGCGGACCCGCCGAUACAGACCAUUGACUUUUCCAAGGACGCGUCUUCGUGGCUUCAGCCUACUCCCAUUACCGCGCAAGCAGAACUCAAUCCACUCAAAUCCGGGGAUCAUCCUUUGGUAGAGAUACCAUGUGGCUGGUACAAUGAAGAUAUGAUGCCACUACAAUACUUGCCGCAUCUACCCAAUAGCAUGGGAUAUGUGUCCACCCGCGUGGUUGAGCAAAUGUGGAAAGACAAAUUCAUGUGGCUUUGGGAGAAUGCAGCUACUACCGAAAAGAGUUUUGACACGGCCGACUUUAUCUUUCCCAUCCUCAUGCACCCAGAUACGAGUGGCAUGGCCCAUAUCAUGGGCAUGGCCGAACGGAUCAUCACCUGGCUGCAGUCAUGGGGUGAUGCCGUUGAGUUUUGCAAACACGAAGACAUUGCAAGGGAUUGGCUUGCGGCUCGCCAUGCUGAGCUGUGA